UUUAAGUUUUUUUUAGUCAUAAAUAAAUAAUCAUGAUACCAUCAAGAGGCGAUAUCUCAUCGCCAAUAAUUAGAAAUCAUCUUAAAAAUGUAUAUGCAACUUUUACAUUAACUACCAUAUUCGCGGCAAUGGGGGGAUAUAUAUCUUUGCUUAAAGUGAUUAGAGAAGGGAUCAUAAGCUAUAUUAUACAUUUUAGUCUUUUACUUUGGUUAAUAAUGAUUCCACAUUAUAGUAAUAAUAUGAAAAAUCAAUUAACCCGUUUGGCAUUAUUGAAUGCUGCUGCCUUUUUCUCUGGAAUUAAUUUAGAAUCCAUUCUUGAUAAAAGCAUAUCUAUAGAUCCGGCGCUAAUUCCACAAGUAUUUUUAAGCACGAGUAUCAUUUUUAUAUCAUUUUCAUUGUCGACUCAAAAUAUUAUAAAGAAAGUUAAAAAAGGAGAUAAAGAUUAUAUCACGCAUAGUGUAGAUCUUUUCUUAGAUUUUAUACUUAUUUUUAAAAAACUUUUAAUUAUUUUAAUAAUAAAAGGGGACAAAAGAAAAAAAAUAAAUAAGUAUGUAUUUCAAUUUUUGUUUUAUAUGGAAAAACUUUUAAGUUAUUUGGUUCCGAUGACUCAUCAAUUCCCCCACAAGGUUUAAAUAAAUAGCCGGGGAAGGUUAGGCGCUUAUACUAGUCACGCUCAGGUUAACA
This is a messenger RNA of Macrobrachium nipponense, 684 nucleotides long. Its product is annotated as probable Bax inhibitor 1. Lineage: Eukaryota; Metazoa; Arthropoda; Malacostraca; Decapoda; Palaemonidae. The transcript has a single exon. Bases 33 to 632 code for a protein of 199 amino acids. The record is from RefSeq and is a predicted model, not a curated record.